Messenger RNA from Blepharisma stoltei, 228 nucleotides. The record is from the annotation of a GenBank genome assembly. NCBI's taxonomy places the organism in Eukaryota, Ciliophora, Heterotrichea, Heterotrichida, Blepharismidae.
AUGGGUUGCAGCGAAUCAGCGAGGAUUGCUUCAUUGGAAGAAGACAAUAAAAAGCUUAAAAACGAGAUUAGCAACUUAAAAGCAAAUUCAAGCGGUGGGACAUCAGGGACAAAAGCUCUCCAAAAGCAACUUAAGGAUAUGCAAGAAAUGAUUGAGAAAUUAGAAAAAGUUCUAAAGGAAAAAGACGAUGAGAUUGACCAUCUGAAGAGUCACCAUCAUAAUCAUUAA